Quercus robur (English oak) is the source of this 273-nucleotide messenger RNA. The record is from the annotation of a RefSeq genome assembly. NCBI's taxonomy places the organism in Eukaryota, Viridiplantae, Streptophyta, Magnoliopsida, Fagales, Fagaceae.
AUGGUACAAAACUCAUUCAUCUCGCUUAUUUCGCAAGAAGAAAAAGAAGAAAACAGGGGAUCUGUUGAAUUUCAAGUAUUUAGUUGGACCAAUAAAAUAAGAAGACUUACUUCACAUUUGGAAUUGCACAGAAAAGACUAUUCCUCUCAAAGAGGUCUCCGUAAAAUUCUGGGAAAACGUCAACGAUUGCUGUCUUAUUUGUCAAAGAAAAAGAGAGUACUUUAUAAAUACUUAAUAAAUCGGUUGGGUAUUCGAGAAUCAAAAACUCGUUAA